AUGGCUAACAUUCUCAACAUCGAACGCCAACCCAUCAACGUACCAAUUGCAGGAAUGAACAACCUACAAAUGACAACUCGUGAGAAGGUGAUCAUUGAGUUUCAAUCCCGCUGCAGUGAUUUCCGCUCAAAGUUAGAAUGUUGCCAAGGAGUUCAGUUAGCUGAUCCUACGUUCUUUCGACCUGGUAGCAUAGAUAUGCUAAUCGGAGCAGCAAUGUUCUUCUACCUCAUCAAAGCAGACUACAUAACGAUUGGAGCCAAUUUACCAGUGCUACGAGACUCACAUUUGGGAUGGCUGGUUGCAGGCACAAUUCAGUCAGACACCACUGCCAAUGAUUGCCAUUAUUCGCAAGUGGCAUUGAUUCAGACCCUGAAUGAUUCGAUGCAUGAGUUUUGGGAAUUAGAAGAGAUCCCAACUACAGCUCCCUACUCAGUUGAAGAACAACAAUGUGAUUUCGCAGCCACGCACUUUCGUGGAGGAAGCGGACGGUUUGUAGUUAGACUUCCAUUCAAGGAUAAUGUUUCCGGUCUAGACAACUGCAGAACGCUAGCAUUGAAACGUUUCCACAUGCUAGAAAGCCGACUCCAGCGCAAUCCAGAUUUGAAGGCUCAAUACGUGGAUUUCAUCCAAGAGUAUCAGAGGCUCCAAGAGUACAUGCCUCAUCACGCAGUUCUCCGACCAAGCAGUUCUACAACCAAGUGUAGAGUUGUUUUCGACGCAAGUGCGAAGUCAUCCGAAGCCAACUUAUCACUCAAUGACGUAUUACUUGUUGGACCAGUCGUGCAAAGCGACCUGUAUGCCAUCAUGAUACGAUUCCGGAUGCAUGAAUAUGUGUUCACGGCGGAUAUUGCCAAAAUGUACCGUCAAAUUCGAAUGCAUACGGACGACACCCAUUAUCAAAUGAUAUUUUGGAGAGAAUCACCAACCGAAGAUUUGAAGGUUCUGGAGUUGACAACGGUCACUUACGGAACAACUUCUGCCCCUUACCAAGCCACUCGAAGCUUGCUUCAAUUAGCCAACGAUGAAGCUGAAACGUUUCUCAUAGCAGCAAGAAUCGUCAAAAACGACUUUUAUGUCGACGACGUUUUGACUGGCACAAAUUCAUUAAUUGAAGCAUUAGAAGCGCAACGUCGGCUCAAAGCACUGUUACAAAAGGGAGGUUUUCCAACCCACAAAUGGUGCUCCAACUCGAAAGCAUUGCUAGAUCCCAUUCCGACUGAGGAACAAGAGACUUUGCAGCCAUUGGAGGAUAGCAACAUCAACCAGGUGAUAAAGGUCCUCGGUUUGUCUCGCUGGAAGCAUGGAUUCAUUCAGAGACGCCAGCUUACAGUGGAAAAAACGACGCAUUUACUCCGAGGUAGCAAGGCUAUUCGACCCACUAGGAUUAUAUUCACCAACCAUUGUUCUCGUUAA
Messenger RNA from Wyeomyia smithii (pitcher-plant mosquito), 1413 nucleotides. RefSeq lists its product as uncharacterized. The record is from RefSeq and is a predicted model, not a curated record. The transcript is spliced from 2 exons. Lineage: Eukaryota; Metazoa; Arthropoda; Insecta; Diptera; Culicidae. The coding region runs from base 1 to 1413 and encodes 470 amino acids.